GAGAGAUAGGCUGCUUGUAGCGCAGUCAGCAUUAAAGUCGCGCGUUACCUCGUUUCACGGACAGGACAGCAAGUGUGAAAGUGUGUCAUGCCCCUCUGAGCUCGCGCAGACAUGCAGAACAAUUCCGUGAAGAGCAGAGACACCGGACAGCGCGUGUCCCGGGAUGGCAGAGGACACCGGGACUCUGUACGGGACGGUGACGCGGAGCACGUGCACGAGAAGCCCGCAGACAGGGAGCGCGAGACUCUGAUGAUGGAGCUCACGCGACUGGUGCAGAAGAGUGUGCGCGAGAGCAGCUGGUGGGAGAGGAGAGGACUGGACUGCAUCGUCCUGACCACAGCUUUCCUCUCUUUACCUGCAGGAUUUCUAUUGUUGGGUUCCUCUGAGCCGCUGUAUUUCCUGUUGGGUCUGAUGAUUAUGGGCGUGGCUCAUGCCAUCAUUACCAUUAAAGGGACUCAUCUGGCCAGUCACGGUGCACUCAGUGAAUCUCCAGCAUGGACCGACUUCUGGGCUGUUUUCUUCAUUGAAGUGUGUGGCUCGUUUUCUGCUCGAGCGGGUGUUCAGGCUCACGUGAAGAUGCAUCACGCUCACACAAAUGUCAUCGGUCUGGGAGACUCCAGCACCUGGAAAAUCCCUUUCCUGCCUCGAUCCGUGUAUCUGUUCAUCGCCCCGCUAGCUGUGCCCAUCAUCACUCCUGUUGUUGGCAUGGGUCAACUGAAGGGUCAGUCUCCGUUUCAGAUGGCACGCGCAGUGUUUUGUAUUAGUUUAGGCUUUUUCUCUCAGUAUUAUCUGCUCAGAUGUGUGUCCGGUCUGUCCUGUGGCUCCGCGCUGGCCGUCAUGCUUCUGUGUCGAGCCAUGUUCUCCCUUCCCUACAUACAUGUCAACAUCUUUCAGCACAUCGGUCUGCCCAUGUUUUCAUCAGCGUGUCGACCCAAAAGGAUCCAUCAGAUGACCCACGGUGUGCUGAACCUUCCCAGAAACCCACUGCUUGACUGGACCUUCGGCCACUCCCUCAUUAACUGCCAUGUGGAGCAUCACCUUUUUCCAUACCUGUCUGACAACAUGUGCCUCAAGGUGAAGCCCAUAGUGUCUCAGUAUUUAAAGGAGAAGAAGUUGCCGUAUCAGGAGGACGGUUAUUUCUCCCGUCUGUCUAUGUUCUUUCAUGAGUAUCAGGAGCUGAUGGUGUUCGCUCCUCCCAUCACUCAGCUGGUGGGAGUUCAAUAAAUGAGAAUGUGGACAUUUUUA
This is a messenger RNA of Triplophysa dalaica, 1245 nucleotides long. RefSeq names its product fatty acid desaturase 6 (gene fads6). Lineage: Eukaryota; Metazoa; Chordata; Actinopteri; Cypriniformes; Nemacheilidae. The transcript has 6 exons. Gene Ontology annotation, molecular function: oxidoreductase activity, acting on paired donors, with oxidation of a pair of donors resulting in the reduction of molecular oxygen to two molecules of water. The record is from RefSeq and is a predicted model, not a curated record. The coding region runs from base 112 to 1224 and encodes 370 amino acids. Gene Ontology annotation, cellular component: membrane. Gene Ontology annotation, biological process: lipid metabolic process.